GGGAAGUGAAGCAAAGUGAAGACAAGUGUAUGUAUGAAAAAAUACUGUCCAAUGAAGUACAGAGCUCUAUAAUGUUAUAGGGCUCUUGGUAUUUGUGGCACCUUUGAAAAUUAGAACACGUUAAGGUAUAAUAUACUCAAAUUGUGUUGAACCAUUGCUCUACAAAUUUUCUUCGUAACAUGGACGAAAUAAAUAUAUUGUCGGAGAGUGUAAUAAAAGAAGAAAAUGUGAAACAGGAACCUGAUGAUGAUCCUGAAGAGGAACCUUACAAUUUCACAGAAGGAGACGAGCACUGCCCCUUGAAGGGAGAAAUGAAGAUGGAAGAUGACGAAGAGCGCACACCUAAAAGAGCAAAACUGUGCACAGCUGAUUGGGUGGAGGUCGAGCGCCGCUGGCCGUAUGCGAAAGUGUGCGAGAAAAGACAGCCGAACCGCCGGCUCACGGACGCCGUUUCUGAUGCCGUCGGCCGCCCAUCCGGACGACGCCUCGCGGAGAAACUGGCGGGACAUAGCUCAACAGCAGCGCGCAGGAAACUGCCGCUCUCCUCCUUCCUCGCUCUCGCAGACGAACAGGACACCUCAUGCAGCGCUGAGGGCGCCACAGCAGACGCUGUAAACUCUCCUACUUACGGCGAGACACGCCGGCGGAUGCGCCCAGUUGCGGUGGUCAAUAGGCCCUGUGUUCCAUCCUCCCUCUAUGGCCCAAACACCCCAAAAUCAUCAGAAAGCGUAAUUAUGGCCAGUAGCCCAGCCCAAACUGUCUCCUCCGGAGGACCCUCCGUCGAACCCUGGUUGCACACCCGUGAGCACGUUAUGGCAAAUGUCACCACCAUAACGCGCCUCGACGAUGGCUCCGACUCCGAACAGGAACCCGAAAAAGCCCCGUCAGAAGAGAGUUCCACAGGUGAAGGCCAGGUCCCACUCAACGCAGAAUCACAGGAGCCUUGUGUAAUACCUAAAAAAAUCUUUCGCGCGCCGAACAAAGCAGCAAAAACUAGUGCUACAUUCCCCAUAUCGAAUAGGCUCUCAUCGCUGCCCGUAGACCCCCCCGGCACAAAGCAAGCCCGGGGAAAUAGAGGUAGAAGAGACAGAAAGUCUCCGAAGCCUCAAAUAAUACCAAUCACAAGUCAAAACCAAAAACAAAUAUGCCCAGACAGAAAAAACUCUCAAUUGGGAGUUUCUAUAUCGAAAAAGCUACUCUUCACGGCCCAGGCGGCCUCACCAGCCAUCUUAGAGGCUACUGCAAAAAAGCUCUCUACGCGCACAUCAACGCACAUGCACUAA
Molecule: messenger RNA, 1283 nt
Organism: Gryllus bimaculatus (two-spotted cricket)
Lineage: Eukaryota; Metazoa; Arthropoda; Insecta; Orthoptera; Gryllidae
Source: the annotation of a GenBank genome assembly